CACUCCACUGUUGGGUUCGGGCGGAGCCCGCGUCGCGCGAGCUAUGGCAGCAGGCCCGGGGGCGACCACUGAUACGGGCCCUGGAGCUGGAGCUGGAGAGGAGGAACGUGAACGUGUCAAACCUUUUACGCCAGAGAAAGCAAAAGAAAUUAUAAUGUCUUUACAACAACCUGCAGUCUUCUGUAACAUGGUUUUUGAUUGGCCAGCACAACACUGGACUGCUAAUCAUCUUUCAGAGGUCCUUCAUGGCAAGCAGAUACGAUUCAGGAUUGGACUGAAAAGCACAGAUACAGUUCCUCAGUUUGAAACUACCUGUAGUUAUGUGGAAGCUACACUUGAAGAGUUUCUGACCUGGAACUGUGACCAGCCUAGUAUUUCUGGACCGUUUAGAGAUUAUGAUCCUUCCAAAUUCUGGGCUUAUGCUGACUAUAAAUAUUUUGUCAAUCUGUUUGAAGACAAGACAGAUAUUUUCCAGGAUGUGAUGUGGUCUGACUUCGGGUUUCCUGGAAGAAAUGGACGGGAAAGUACGUUGUGGAUCGGCUCCGUGGGAGCCCAUACACCGUGUCAUCUGGACUCCUAUGGUUGCAACUUAGUAUUUCAGGUACAAGGAAGGAAAAGAUGGCAUCUCUUUUCUCCUGAAGAUACUCCUUUCCUUUAUCCAACUAGAAUCCCUUAUGAAGAAUCUAGUGUGUUUAGUAAAGUCAAUGUUGUCAAUCCUGAUUUAAAACGUUUUCCUCAGUUCCAGAAAGCUCGAAGACAUAUGGUUACAUUGAACCCAGGGCAGGUUCUGUUUGUUCCCAGACACUGGUGGCAUUAUGUAGAAUCCAUUGAUCCUGUCACUGUCAGUAUAAACUCCUGGAUUGAGCUGGAAGAGGACCACCAAGCCCGGGUAGAAGAGGCAAUCACCCGGACACUUGUGUGUGCCCUGAAGACUGCAGAGGAUCCGCACAACACCAGAGCUUGGUUAAACCCGACCGAGGUAGAGGAAACAUCCCAUGAAGUCAAUUGUCGCUACUUAAAUGGAGCUGUUUCUGCCUUUUUUGAUCAUUUCAGAACAUCUAGGGUAAUAGAAAUGCAAGCACUGAAAACAAAUGGAGAGUACGUGAAAAAAAAAGAAUUAAAUGUGCACAACCACGGGGAGGUGGGACAAACAGGUAGCCAGAACAUAACUCGCGGAACAGGGAAACAGGAGGCAGCAAGUCCCUUUGGCCCUGAUCUGGUUCCUGUGAUACCGAGUCCCGAAGAAGCUCCCUCAGAAAGAGGAGGCAUAUUUGAAAGUGAUGGUAAAGACUUUGUCGGCAAAGACGGAGAACACUUUGGAAAAUUGCAUUGUACCCAGAGGCAACAAAGGAUGAGUAGAAGUGAGCAUGCAGCUGUGGGACAAAUUGCCUCAUGUGGUGCUGCAGCCCCUUCUCAAACACUCAUUUCUACAGAUGACCUGCUGGACUGCUUGGUGAAUCCACAGGUAACCAGGAUAGUGGCACAACUUUUGAUACAAGGGAGAAAUUUGUGGUUCUAAUAGAAAAUGACUUUUUAAAUAAUAUUUUAAAAUAUUUUUAAAGAGUACGAUUUUUAAAUAAAGGAUGGAACAGCACAAGGUCAAUUUGCACAUGCUUGUCAAUGUACUUGUUCUUACCUAGUUAAGUUUCAGUCUCCUGCCACCUUCUUGCAUGCUUGUUGCUCUUUGGCCAGACUGGCUCUUCG
This is a messenger RNA of Ceratotherium simum simum (southern white rhinoceros), 1704 nucleotides long. RefSeq names its product HSPB1 associated protein 1 (gene HSPBAP1). The record is from RefSeq and is a predicted model, not a curated record. NCBI's taxonomy places the organism in Eukaryota, Metazoa, Chordata, Mammalia, Perissodactyla, Rhinocerotidae.